This is a messenger RNA of Lucilia cuprina (Australian sheep blowfly), 1383 nucleotides long. It is a transcript of the gene Neos, whose product is annotated as nuclear receptor coactivator 5. Gene Ontology annotation, molecular function: RNA binding. Bases 113 to 1345 code for a protein of 410 amino acids. The record is from RefSeq and is a predicted model, not a curated record. NCBI's taxonomy places the organism in Eukaryota, Metazoa, Arthropoda, Insecta, Diptera, Calliphoridae. The transcript has 3 exons.
UUUUUUUUGCCAAUAAGAAGCAGCAUCAUAAUUUGUGAAAUUUUCAUUUGUUUACAAUUUUUCCAUUAGCAAAAUUUUAACAUUUUUACCAAUUUAACACACAAGAAUUAAAAUGUCCGAUGAGAAAUCAAAUCUCGCUAUAAUAAGAGAUCCAAAUAAGGUUUCUAGUCGUAUUUUCAUUGGCAAUUUACCGCAAUGUACGCGUGACGACCUAGAAAGUAUUUGCCUACCCUAUGGCAAAGUUUUAGCUACAUUGGUACAGAAAAAUUUCGGUUUUGUGCAAUUCGAAACGGAAGAAGUGGCCAAUAAAGUGGCUGCUGCUUUAAAUAAGUCGACUUUUAAGGGAAAUACCGUAACGGUACGUAAUGCAGCACAUUCAAAGAAAAAUCAACAGAAUGCCGCAGCCAGCAGCAAUAACAAUUGGUCUCAGGCCGGUACAGGAGUAAUGGCACAGACAGCUGUAGGUGGUGGCGGUGGCAUAGACAAUGUCGAUAAUUCCAAUUAUAAUGAUUGUGAAAUUAUUGUAGUCGAUCGUAAAAAUACCAAAUAUGCCGAAAUGAUUGAAGAUCGUUUAAAGCGUUUAAAUUUAAGAGUUGAUGUUUUAUUUCCAAAUGCAGAUGUUCCCCUGGGCAAAGUGCUUUCGAAUAUUGCUUCACGUGACUGUUUGUACGCGAUACUUGUGACAAAUCAACAUGAAGAACAUAAUAGCAUAACAGUUAAUAUUCUGUAUGGACAACCUGCCGAACAUCGUAAUAUGCCGGUGGAAGACGCCAUCAAGCUAGUAAGUGAUGAUUUCCGGAAAAAAAUUAUGCGAGAAAAAGCAGCUGCUAUGGCAAAUCAACAACAGCCACGAAACAUGCCAAACGUUCCAAUGAAUGUACCUCAGAUGGCACCCCAUUUGCCCAAUCCUGUACCAAUUAUUCCGGCCAACACAGCAAAUUACAUGGCGCCACCCUUAAAAGAACGACACCCGGAUGCGAUACAAAUGUUGCUAAAUCUUUUGGCCUCCAAUAUGCCAUUAACAGUUUUACAAUACGAUCGUAUUAUUAAAUAUCUACAGCAAAGACGUGAGCUACAACUCAAGGUGGAACUGGGAGAUGCUGCUGAUGAAAUGAUUAAAUCAACACCAGAUCCAGAAAUAGAAUUGCAAAAGAAAAUUCUUAAUAUUUUAAAUAAACCCUCUGUGGCAGAAACGCAUUAUGAAUUAUUGUAUCCCAACCUGGAAGCGGUAAAGCAGGAUGAGCGCAUGUUAGAUUUACUUAGAGAUGUACGAGUACAAAAAGCUUUAGACUCUUUAAUGGAUUCCAAUCUGGUAUCCACUGUGGAAAAUUUAAUGAAAUUUUAAUUCUUUUAAAAUAUUUAUCAAUAAAAACAAAAACUAGA